Fundulus heteroclitus (mummichog) is the source of this 1039-nucleotide messenger RNA. RefSeq lists its product as uncharacterized. The transcript has 4 exons. NCBI's taxonomy places the organism in Eukaryota, Metazoa, Chordata, Actinopteri, Cyprinodontiformes, Fundulidae. The coding region runs from base 248 to 997 and encodes 249 amino acids. The record is from RefSeq and is a predicted model, not a curated record.
GAUCCUGUUGAAUGGAAUGCAGUAGACAAUUUGUCUUGUCUAUUCUGUUUUGUGAUAGGAGCAUUACUAUGAUCCUCAAAGUGGACAGGGGUACCUGGCCUACCGAUUGAAAACCGUACAGCGGAACACUGCAAGCAACUUCAGGAGAACCUCUGAGUCUGCUCAUCAGUGUGGCCCCAAAACUCUGAGGCAGACAGAAACAUCUGACCAGCUGUUUGGGGAUGAUUGCACAGAAGCGAUUUCCAUAAUGAAGCAUUCGUCAAACCCAGAAGUCAUCAAGGAGAAAAUGAAGGCAACAUUUCAACAUAGACAGAAACUGCUGCAUGAUCUGGAGCAGUCAUCAUUCAUCUUGGAUCACUUCCCAAGAUUCUUGGAUACACCAGGCUUAAUCGAGCAGGACUUCAUUAGGCUCUUUGGGGAAGACAUCUCUGGAAAGUUCAUUGCAAGAUGGCCUACAUUCUACAAACCGAGGGUCAUCACUGUCAGCAAAAGCCUUCGACAGAGUUCUCAUCUGGAUGAGCUUCUGUCCGCUCAGGAGGAAUCAGGUGAAUAUGAAUGGGACAGAGACUUGGCAGCCAUUCUCCUGCUGGUUCAUCUCUUGCCUCCAACUGCAAAGGGGAAGAGACAGGGUAAAAUCAGUGCACCUGAGGCAGCUGACCGUGUAGUCAAGUUCAUGAAGGCGGGGACAAGCUUUACAACAUUCCUUGCCAGAGUUGGAUCUACACAGCCCUUCCUCCUUUGUGUGGGAGAAAAUAAGAGCACUAUCCAGAGGUUUUAUAUCAUCCUGGAUCAGAAGCCUAUUCCCUGUGUGGCACAGACUGCAGUGGCUGCUUUCGACAAACUGUUUAAGGCACACUUUGUGUUUGCUGUGUCUUACGAUGCAACCCUCCUCAACUUCUACACAUUCAUCCAAACAACGGUUUAUGGCAUUGACGUGGCCACAGCAAAGGAGAGCCCCAGAGUCAAAGAAAUCAGAGUGAGGAUUAACAACAUUUGAUGUUAACCUGUUAUGUCUGUAAAGUUCAGCUCAGAAAUUGUU